AUGACGCGGAUAGUGGCCAACCCCGAGGUGGGCACACGGAGCUGGUUUCACGAAUAUCACGAUCCUUCCGCCCUCCGCUCUUUGCCGUACUUCCUGGAGCUCCCUAAACAGCCGGCCCACGACGCCGUCCUCCUCCGCGUCCUCGGCAUCUCCAGCCGCACCCGAUCCCGUUUCGCUCUCACCCCGGCCGCCGCCGCCGCCAUUGCUUCCACGCCCCGAGCUCGAGCAGGCUCGGAAUCACUUCCAGCGGUCGUGUACCUGCCGGCAGCGGCGGCGGCAGACAGCAGCACCGCCGUCGCCGCGGCGGUCGUACAUUGCGUCGGCAUGUGCGACGGCCAGAUGCCUUCGGGCUCUGGAACGGCCUCGCCACCGGACAGCCGCCGGGCGGGCGUCUGCACCGUUGUCGUGGAUGGCACCGCCGCUGCCGACGACGACGACGGCGAUGGCGAUGACUGUGUGAGCUGUGGCUGCUGCGGUACUCCGCCGCCGCGUUUAGAUCGCGACGCCCCGAAAGGUGGCCGCGGCGACGCGCUGGAUGCCGCAGCGGCGGCAGAGGCGCCGCCGCCGGCGGCACCAAGCUUCGAGUCCAGGUACGUUGUCGCAUCGCUGCGUACGGCAGCCGGCUCCUGGAGUAAGGGAGCGGCGGCGGCGGCGGCGGCACCGCCGCCGCCGCCGUGGGCACUUGCAGGCUUGGGUGGCGGCGGCGGCGACGGGGUUGUGGUCCCGGAGCUGGGACGCAUCAGCUGCUGCACGAUUGGCGAUGUCGGCGGACUGCUAAGCGAGGGUGACAGUGCCAGCUGCAGCGGCGACGUCAACGCCGACGGUGACGGCGACGGUGACGGCGGCCAACCGGCACAUUCAACCCUAGAGAACCGAUCCGCUGCGGCGGCUGCGGCGCUGCCGCCGCUGCGGGAGAGGUGCACCGCAGUUGUCGCCGCCGAUAAAGGUCCAUGUACGGCACACGACGCUGCUUUCCGUACAUCGCGCAUCGUCAGCGCCGCCGGUGCCGCUGCGGAGAAACCUGCAGAUCCCGGACUGCUUAGCCUUCCGCAGGCUCUCACAGCCUAUAUCCUUAGCAGGCUGCGACGACGCUGCAGGAGCACUUGUAUCGACGUCUGGUUGGAGGGCGGCGGCGGCGGCGGCCGCGGCGGCGGCGGCGGCGUCGCGGAAGGCCUGGCAGUCCGGUCCAGAUUGACGGCGGCGAGUGGCGGCGCUCACCAUAACGCGGCGCUAAGCAAUCAGCAGCACUUGUCUUUGUGCCAGCAGCUUGCCGCCUCACAAAACCACGUUGCACAAAGAACGCGGUUCUGGCGCCGCGAGUUCUUACUGGAACUGUUCUGUCCAAACAACGACGACAUGCACGACCGUUAA
This is a messenger RNA of Volvox carteri f. nagariensis, 1371 nucleotides long. RefSeq lists its product as uncharacterized. The transcript is spliced from 8 exons. NCBI's taxonomy places the organism in Eukaryota, Viridiplantae, Chlorophyta, Chlorophyceae, Chlamydomonadales, Volvocaceae. The coding region runs from base 1 to 1371 and encodes 456 amino acids. The record is from RefSeq and is a predicted model, not a curated record.